This is a messenger RNA of Colletotrichum spaethianum, 1785 nucleotides long. RefSeq lists its product as uncharacterized. The record is from RefSeq and is a predicted model, not a curated record. The coding region runs from base 1 to 1785 and encodes 594 amino acids. The transcript has 2 exons. NCBI's taxonomy places the organism in Eukaryota, Fungi, Ascomycota, Sordariomycetes, Glomerellales, Glomerellaceae.
AUGGAAACGUGCGAGGGAGUUCUUUUGAUCCCCCCUGACCGGGGUCAGAUCCUAGGCCGCGCCAUCUGGAAGCCGAGGGCUGCCGCCAACGACGACUAUUACGUCUCCAUCUUCAAAUCCAAGGUAAGGCUCAACACGACGGAGUUCUCUGGCCCGAACUUAAGUCUCCUGAACUUGCAGGACGAUUGGGAGCCCUCGUACCAAUACCCUGUCAGCUCUAUCGUGGACUGUCAGGUUCAAAUGCUCGCCCAUCGCAAACAAGGCCCCGUUCUGCCGACUCUCGUUAUUACAAUCAACGACAAGGAGAAGAAGCGACGAUCGAGCAGAGCUGCUGGUCUGAUCUCUAGCAAGGAAUCCACGGCGACUACCUUGUGGUUCCGCACGCCUCCCGAUGAUCACCACAUCAGUCUCCACGACUGGGCCCGUUUCAUUAUUUCGAGAAAACUUCCCAUGAGCCCCGAAAGCCCGGCCUCACCAUCUUUUACCAACCCGUUUACACAGCAACGGUCGCGGGAUGUUGAUUACUUCCCACGACCUCCCAGUGGAAACCCGAAUUCCCGUGGCACCUUGCAACACAAAAACUCGACGCAGACGUACUCUAGCCGAGAUCGCCCUGCUACCUACAGCUCCGAUUCUCCAAGUCUGCGGUCCAAGCGGAGCGAUGUCUCGUCACCAACAAGCGCCAAUCACCCAGCGCAUGUAGGCUUUGCCAUGCCCGAUCCCAACAAGUACACCACAGUGCUCCCGUCCGAUAUCCCCUCGCCUGUGGCCACAAUGAGCGAUUGCCAAAGGAGUGAACUGAUUGAGGGCUGGACAGCGGCACAAGGGAGAUCGUCUACAGUCAGCUCGCCGAUUCGUGGACGGGGCAGUGUCAGCUCUGGCGGCGCACAACCUUUCCCUGGGGCCGAUUCCAGCUCACCACCAAACCCACGAGAGACGAUUCUCGAUAGAGCCUUCCAGUUGCGUUGUAUCCCUGGCUCUGAACGUGAGACACCAGGCGAGGAGAAACUCACUUCCCUGGCGCGGUUUGAUGCCUUGAUGCGCGAAGCAGAUGAAAAGAUCCGACAUCAGGUGAAGGAGGCGCACGCCGAGAAGAUUGCGAUGCUAAGCGCAUUCGACGUGGAUGAGGAUUCUUCGGAGGACGAGACAGAGGACGAUGAUGACGAAGACGACGACGAAGAGCAGGAACAGUAUGCGCAUGAAGCGGACGUCAACGGCAACCGCCAGACCUUGAUCCCCCCAAACGCUCAGCGCGCCCUCGAAUUUCUCGCCAGCCGCCAAGACGAGACAAUGUCGCCUCGCUCAGCCGUGAUGAGGAGCCCACCCGCCAACUUCAGCGUCCCCUUGCAGGCACCCACGCGGCCCCAUACGGCUCAUUCGAGGAUGCGGACGAGCGUAACGCAAAGGACAACCAGCCAGACUCAGCCCAUGGGUCAGGAAAGGCUUGAUGUGCCGAUCUCUUCAUCCGGUAAGACAUCCGAAGAUGCCAGCUUCCGAGCCAACGGGGAAAAGCGGGCGUCCGGCUCCAGCGCCAAGCGACUUAGCUUCACCGAGUUCACCAAGCGUCUCUCGAGCACCAGCAGCUUACUUCUCGUCCAGACCAACACCAGCGGCGGGAGCAGUCGCGGCAGCAGCGAGUUCGACCCAAGUCCCUCACAGGUACCCAAAGGUACUUUGAACGCUAGAGGCGUUCCCCCGAGGCCUCGCGAUCUCGAGCGUGAAGAGCAAGAGCGGCACUGCGGAUGGCGGAACAGCGUCGGAUUUUGCGAGGGCGGCUUGAUUUGA